Ostertagia ostertagi is the source of this 861-nucleotide messenger RNA. The record is from the annotation of a GenBank genome assembly. NCBI's taxonomy places the organism in Eukaryota, Metazoa, Nematoda, Chromadorea, Rhabditida, Trichostrongylidae.
AUGAAUGCGGCUGAAUAUCACAAAGAAUCGCCUGGCAUCUCCUCAUCCCGGAUGAAACACAUGCUGGUCUCGCCCGCCGUCUAUCAGCUCAAAUUGCGCCGUCCCAUGAUUGAAACCGAUGCAUUGCGGAUGGGACGGAUGCUGCACACCCACGUACUUGAGCCCCAUCUGCUGGAUACCGAGUUUGCGAUCUGGAAUGAAGGCCGCCGACAGGGGACUGAAUGGGCGCUUUUCGCGAUGGAAAAUGCGGAAAAGACAAUCAUCACAGAAGCCCAAAUGACAUGCGUUGAAGGAAUGUCAGCGGCACUUCUUGAGAUGUCUGAUUUCCCGCUGGCGGCGUGGCUGGCUGGCGUCAAAGGUGACAGUUCUCGCGAAGACCUUGCUCCUGCGACAAAGGAGCAAAGCCUGUUCUGGGUCGACGAGGAUACGGGUCUUCAGUGCAAGGCCCGUCCCGACGCAUUUUCUCUGGGUGACAGGCCGCUCGUGGGGGAUUUGAAGUCAGCGCGUUCGGUGACCGUUGACGAUUUCCUUCAUGACAUAUUCAAAUUUCACUAUGACGUCCAGGCGGCGCACUAUCUUGCCGGAGUUAAAGCUGUGUAUGGGGUACAGGCAAGAUUUGGCUUUUUUGCGGUUGAAAAAGAAGAGCCACACGUGUCGCGGACCUUUGUGAUGACGGACGACGCGCUGGCCCAUGGGGAGAGGCACCGCAGGUACUGCCUGCGAAUGAUUCGGCGUUGUCUGGAUACCGGCAGCUGGCCAAAGCAGCCCCCCGGCGCCAAACCUGUGUCGGUCGAGGUCCCGUUCAUGCGCUACGACACCCCGCUCAAAGACAUGGCUGCAGCCUAUGGCAUCGAUCUGUAG